Oldenlandia corymbosa var. corymbosa is the source of this 5463-nucleotide messenger RNA. Lineage: Eukaryota; Viridiplantae; Streptophyta; Magnoliopsida; Gentianales; Rubiaceae. The record is from the annotation of a GenBank genome assembly.
AUGCAGGUUGGAGUUCGAGAACUCACCGUCCUCGGCGAGUUCAAACCUUUUGGCUUGGUUGCCGAAGCUCUCGACGGCAAACCUUCCGAAGAUUUUGAGGACGACUACUUGUACUUCCUCUUCGACCCGGAACUUGCCAGGCAGAGAGAUGAAGCUGAUGACCUUGUGGAAGCGCCGUCGUCUUCCCACAGGAGCGACCAUGAACUCUUCAUUCGGGGAAAUCGGAUAAUAUGGAGCAUUGGUGCCCGCGUGUACAAGAGGUUUACGUUACCAUCCAAAGUUUUGAAGGCAUGCUGGUGCCGGCUGGGUGAUAAGUCAGAGGCUCUUCUUUGCGUUCUUUUAAGUGACAGUUUAACCAUUUAUAAUACUUCAGGUGAAGUGGUGUCUGUUCCUCUUUCACAUAGCAUAACAUCAAUUUGGCCUCUUCCCUUUGGUUUACUUCUCCAAGGGGCACCUGAAAGAAAUUCAUCACUACACAUUCCAUUUCCGCCUCAUGGUGCAUCUUCCAGCGCUCGUGAUAUAGGUCGCUUGAAAAGGGGAGUUGGUUGCAGUACUUUGAAUAAUUUUUCUCCACGUCGCGGAUAUGAUUUUCUUCUUAAGGCAGAUGGAACUUUCUUAUGCUCGCAUUUAAUCUUGAAGGAUCCUCUGGAAGAACCUCAGCCAACUCAUAUGGAGGAAAGAGGAAAGUUAAAUGUCAUAAGAGAGUUCGAUGAACAGACCAUUUGGACAAGUGACCUUGUUCCUCUGAUGGUGUCGCAUAACAAAGGGAAGAUGCAGCAUUCUGUGUGGGUUGCCGAAGCUGUCAACUCUAACCUCGAAGACGUAAAUUCUGGAUUAUUUGAUGCUGUUCCCACUGAUGUGCUAAUGAAACGGAUUUCCUUUCGAAGGAUAUGGCAGGGGAAGGGCUCACCUACAGCUGCUAGUAAGGUAUUUCUGGCAACCGAUGAUGAUGCUGUUCAAAUAAUUUGUUUCCUUCUGCAUGAGCAAAAGAAAUUGGUAGCAGUCCGUCUUCAUACUUUAGAAAUAGAUAAUGAGAUAAUCAUUGACAUUAAACCUGAUAUGAGCUGGAGCAUAUCUGCUGUUGCUGCUGAGCCGGUUACUGUGACUCGCCCGAGAGUGAAGAUUGGGACCUGCCCUUUUGUCGACAUCAUCGCGUUAACUUCAGAAAACAACCUUUUCCUUUAUUCUGGGAAGCAAUGCCUUUGUAAAUAUGUCUUGCCUCAGUUUUUGGGUAAAGAUCAGCUUCUGCAUACAGCAAAGGCUUCGGAUUCAUCAAUUCUUCAUGAAGUAAAAGCCACUGAACUGGCUGAUGCCGUCGAAGGGCGCAUAAACAUUGUACUGAAUAGUAGACAGAUUUACAGAUGUAUGCUUCGGUGUGAUCCUUCAUCAUCUCUUGUCAACGAUUGCCUCACAGCAAUGUCUGAGGCUCUUAGUUCUAGCUUCUACAAUCACUUUCUUAAUUUAUUGUGGGGCGACAAUAAUUAUUCUGCUCCUGCAAUAGCUGAUUCUGAUGCUGAUUUGGAAUGGGAGUCAUUUUGUCAUGUAAUUAGGGCCCUUUGCACAAGCUCUACUGCCUCUCAGAGUUGCUCAUUUGAAGAUUCACAGUCCCCUUGGGAUUUUCUUGUCAACAGUAGAUACAAUAAACUCUACUCUAACAAGAGUCUCCUUGCUGGAAUAUUGCCUCUGACGUCAGGCAACCAACUGGAAUCAGACUUAUCUGGGUCUUUUGUAGGAGGAAAAGAUUAUGAAAGCUCAUCCGUCCCUGUUUUACUGAGGGAGAUUAUGGAUUCACUUCAUGCAGUAUAUGAAUGUCUGAAACUUGAUAUCCUCCGCAAACGGGAUCUUAGCCUUCUUGUUGUUCUUUUACGUGACAUUGCCGAUUUCUUACGUGAAGAAAGCUACUUGGAUCAUUAUAUUAGGGACUUUCCAAUCAUUUAUAAGGACUUUAGGAUGUUCCAGUCACUACAGUCCAACAAAACCCCUCCUAAUCUAUUUAAAUGGCUGGAAAGGUGUUUGCGACAUGGAUUUAGUUCUGAUUAUGUCAAUGACCUUCCUCUACUAAUACUCAAGGACGGAAGUUCAGCUAUUGCUUGGGCGAGGAAGAUAGUUUCUUUCUACAGCUUGUUAUGUGGUGCAGAAAAAGUCGGAAAAAUGCUCUCAUCUGGUGUUACCUGCAAUAUAGCAUCUGGAUCAUAUUCCACCCAAGAGGAGUUAGUUGUUCUGGCAAUGGUUGGUGAAGGGUUUGGUUUGCAGCAGCUAGAUUUGCUGCCUGCUGGUGUUUCUCUUCCUCUUCGCCACGCUCUAGCGAAAUGCCGUGAUUCCCCUCCUAGAGAUUGGCCUCCGACAGCAUACGUUCUCCUAGGUCGUGAAGAUUUGGCAUGGCCUCGUCCAGGGAAUUCAAGUAAACCCAUGGAAAGUGAUCGUCAUACUAGUGGAAGCUUGAUCACUCUUUCUGCCCCUUACAUGUCUCACUUGCAUCCAGUGUCUAUCCCUUCUUCAGUUUCAGACACUAAUGAAUUAGAGACUUCUAAGCUCGAAGAUGCUGACUCUGUUGAUGGAGCCGUUGUAGAUGGAAUGGAGCAUCUUUUCAAUAGUAGCACACAGUUACGAUAUGGUCGCGAUCUACGUUUAAAUGAGGUUAGGCAUCUUCUGUCUUCUGCUAGAGCAAUACCAAUUCAAACGCCUGCUAGCCCUACGGCAAAUGAUCAAGAUCUCCAACAGGCACAACUAUGGCAGCUUGCUCAAAGGACCACAUCACUUCCAUUUGGCCGUGGUGCAUUUACACUUGCUACCACGCAUACUCUUUUGACGGAGGCCCUAGCAGUCCCAAAGCUUGUUUUAGCCGGUCGGUUGCCUGCUCAACAAAAUGCAGUGGUAAACUUAGAUCCAAAUAUCAGAAAUGUACAAGAAGUUAAAAGUUGGCCUGAGUUUCACAAUGCUGUUGCUGCUGGAUUGAAACUUGCUCCCCUUCAGGGAAAGAUGUCCAGGACAUGGAUAAUGUAUAACAAGCCUGAUGAACCAAAUGUUGUCCAUGCUGGCCUUCUCCUUGCCUUGGGUUUACAUGGAUAUCUUCAUGUUUUAUCAAUAACAGAUAUAUUCAAGUAUUAUUCCCAGGAACAUGAAAGCACGACUGUAGGAUUAAUGCUUGGCCUUGCUGCAUCAUACAGGGGAACGAUGCAGCCAGCGAUUUCGAAGUCUCUUUAUGUUCACAUACCGGCACGCCAACCGUCUUCUUUUCCAGAAAUAGAAUUACCAACCCUUUUGCAGUCAGCAGCACUUCUGUCUAUUGGGUUACUUUAUGAAGGUUCAGCGCAGCCCCAAACAAUGCAAAUCCUUCUGGGGGAAAUCGGGCGAAGAAGUGGAGGUGACAAUGUGCUUGAAAGGGAGGGUUAUGCUGUUUCUGCAGGAUUCUCACUGGGCCUCGUUGCCUUGGGUCGCGGUGAAGAUGCUCUUGGCUUCAUGGAAACGAUGGUCAAUCGAUUAUUCCAAUACAUUGGAGGCAAAGACCAUAAAAAUGAGAGAUUCCAUCUUACACAGCCGGGUGAUGAAUACCAGCGCUCUGCUGGGCAGCUAAUGGAUGGGGCUUCCAUCAAUGUUGAUGUUACUGCACCUGGAGCUGCAGUUGCUUUGGCUUUAAUGUUUAUGAAGACAGAAUCAAAGUUGAUAUUGUCUCAGCUCUCUAUUCCACAAUCCCGGUUCGAUUUGCAGUAUAUCAGACCUGAUUUUAUAAUGCUUCGAGUCAUUGCGAGGAAUUUGAUACUUUGGAGCAGAGUUUAUCCUUCUGAAGAAUGGAUUCAGUCCCAGAUUCCUGGAGUUGUCCAAAAUUACUUGAGUCAUCUUGGAGAUGAGAUGGAUGAGGACGAUGAGGUGGAUGCUGUGGCUUUUGUUCAGGCUUUCGUGAAUAUUGUGGUCGGAUCAUGCAUUACACUUGGGCUGAGAUUUGCUGGUACCCGGGAUGGAAAUGCACAAGAGUUGCUUUAUACCUGUGCUGUCUAUUUUCUCAACGAGAUAAAGCCUGUUUCUCUUUCAACGGGACAUUCUUUCCCCAGAGGAUUGUCAAAGUACGUUGAUCGUGGCACCCUGGAAACGUGCCUUCAUCUCAUUGUUCUGUCUUUAUGUGUGGUUAUGUCUGGAUCUGGAAAUCUUCAAAUUUUGAGAUUGUUGAAAUUCCUUCGGAGCAGAAACCUAAACGAGGAGCAGGCAAAUUUUGGUUGUCAGAUGGCAGUUAGCUUGGGCAUUGGUUUCUUGUUCCUUGGAGGCGGAAUGAGGACUUUUUCAACCAGCAAUAGCUCAAUUGCUGCUUUGUUAAUUACUCUAUAUCCACGCCUGCCUAGUGGACCAAAUGACAACCGAUGCCAUCUUCAGGCAUUCAGGCAUUUGUAUGUUCUUGCAACGGAAGGUCGGUGGAUUCAAACUGUUGAUGUUGACAGCGGUAUGCCUGUUUAUGCUCCUCUUGAAGUUACCAUUAGUGAAACUGAAAACUAUGCUGAAACAAGCUUCUUUGAGGUUACUCCUUGCAUUCUCCCCGAGCGUGCUUUGCUGAAGGCAGUUCGCGUUUGUGGUCCACGAUACUGGCCCCAUGUCAUCAAGCUCAUUCCUGAGGAAAAACCUUGGUGGCCUUCAGGGGACAAAAAUGAUCCAUUCAAUUCUGGUGUUCUCUAUAUAAAGAGAAAAGUUGGAGCCUGUUCAUAUGUAGAUGAUCCUAAAGGGUGUCAGUCUCUUUUGUCACGUGCGAUGCACAAGGUUUUUGGUUUGACAUGUUUAAGAACUUCGACUAGUAGAACAGAACGCCUUGGUGCAGUUACUUUAGAUCAGUUGGUCAGUACUUUCUCAUCUGAUCCUAGCUUGGUUGCCUUUGCGCAACUGUGCUCUGAUCCUUCCUGGAGCAAUGGAUCCGAUAUUGACUUUCAGGAAUUUUGCCUUCAAGUACUGUUUGAGUGUGUGAGUAAGGACAGACCAGCUCUUCUCCAGGUUUAUUUGUCUUUAUACGCAACUAUUGGAUCCAUGGUUCAUGAAGCUACAAGUGCUAAUUUUAGCUUCAAUGACUCGCUUUCUCUUUGGAGUUUAAAGGUAGCUGUUGCGUACAGUGAAGCUCUUCUCGCUGGAAGAUUCACGCUUCCUAGUGAGGGUAUCCUGCAAUCAACUUUUCUUGUAAUGAUGCGGAAAAGGGUUGAAGAAAUAUUGACCUUCUCUGCAGACUUGAAUCAUGAUACCCAUGAAUAUUUGUUGCUGGGAACCUGGCCAAAAAGAGAUUCCCGGGGGUUGAAGCGCUCAAUGUAUCUUUCAUGGUAUCUCCAGUGGUAUUCUGUACCUUCUGCAACAGAAGUUAAGAGAGCGCUUGAAAAACUAAAGCAUUUGAAUGCACCCUCGUCAAUGCCGUUGUUGCAUAUGUUGUUUCCCAGGACUCAUGUUACCGCAAUUAGUGACAUUAACAGAUAUUAUGUUGCCUCGCUUCCCAGGUAA